AUGGCCUAUGCACAAUGUUUUGGUCCAAAUUUCAUAUUGGGUUUUGUGUUUUCUUGUGGUUCGCCGUCACAACAGAGACUCCCUUUGAUGUUUCCUGCAUCACACUCUGGAUUUUCUCUCAAAUUCUAUGACGGGGUUUGUGCCAGACCCUUUAAGUUCCAAAGCCCCUCCAUUGUUGCUGCAAAACACGGUUCAAUGAGGGGUUUUAGGGCUCUGAAAUCUGUGGAACUGGACCAGUUUGUGACGAGUGAUGAUGAGGAGGGUGAAAUGGGUGAUGGGUUCUUUGAGGCUAUUGAGGAGCUUGAGAGGAUGACAAGGGAGCCCUCUGAUAUUCUUGAGGAGAUGAAUGACCGUUUGUCUGCAAGGGAACUACAGCUUGUGUUGGUGUAUUUCUCUCAGGAUGGGAGGGACUCAUGGUGUGCUUUGGAGGUGUUUGAUUGGUUGAGGAAGGAGAAUAGGGUGGACAAGGAGACCAUGGAGCUCAUGGUUUCCAUCAUGUGUGGUUGGGUGAAGAAGUUGAUUCAGGAGCACCAUGGUGUGGGUGAUGUGGUUGACUUGCUUGUAGACAUGGAUUGUGUCGGUUUGAGGCCGGGUUUUAGCAUGAUUGAGAAGGUGAUUUCCUUGUAUUGGGAAAUGGGGGAGAAGGAAGGGGCUAUCUUGCUUGUGGAAGAGGUUUUGAGGCGCGGAAUCCCUUAUGCUGGGGAGGACAAAGAAGGGCAUAAAGGAGGGCCAACGGGGUAUCUUGCUUGGAAGAUGAUGGCUGAGGGUGACUAUAGAAGCGCAGUUAGAUUAGUAAUUCGUUUUAGAGAAUCUGGCUUGAAGCCAGAGGCCUACAGUUACCUUGUUGCAAUGACUGCUGUGGUUAAAGAACUGAAUGAAUUUUGCAAAACUCUACGCAAGUUGAAAAGCUUCACAAGGGCUGGGUUGGUGGCCGAGUUAGAUCGAGAAGAUGUUGAGCUUACCGAGAAGUAUCAAUCCAACCUACUGGCAGAUGGAGUGCGGUUGUCCAAUUGGGUGAUACAAGAUGGCAAUCCAUCACUUCAUGGAGUUGUACACGAGAGGCUUCUUGCAAUGUACAUUUGUGCCGGUCAUGGAAUUGAGGCCGAGAGGCAGCUUUGGGAGAUGAAGCUUGUGGGUAAGGAAGCUGAUGGAGAUCUCUAUGACAUUGUUCUUGCCAUUUGUGCUUCACAGAAGGAGGCCAAUGCCACAGCAAGACUGCUGACCCGGUUGGAGCUUACAAGCUCGCCGCAGAAGAAGAAAAGUCUGGCUUGGUUGUUAAGAGGCUAUAUUAAAGGCGGGCAUUUCACCGAUGCGGCGGAGACGGUCAUGAAAAUGCUUGAACUGGGAUUCUAUCCAGAGUACUUGGAUAGGGCUGCUGUGUUACAAGGUUUGAGGAAAAGGAUCCAACAAUAUGGGAAUUUAGACACUUAUAUCAGGCUCUCUUAUUGGUUUGAGGUUAAAGAAACUCUUGUUGGUGUUCUUGAAAUUGAAGCAUUGCUUUGGAAAGAAAGUCAUGGCGACUUUGAUCUUCUUCAGCAAGGUGAAAAGAAAAGAAAAGGAGAAAUGAUCAUGGAACCAGUUGACCAGAUUGGCAUGCUGGUGUCCCAAAUUGGAUUGGUUCUUCUCAAGGAUAUGUAA
Sphenostylis stenocarpa is the source of this 1638-nucleotide messenger RNA. Lineage: Eukaryota; Viridiplantae; Streptophyta; Magnoliopsida; Fabales; Fabaceae. The record is from the annotation of a GenBank genome assembly.